Molecule: messenger RNA, 4501 nt
Organism: Chondrus crispus (carragheen)
Lineage: Eukaryota; Rhodophyta; Florideophyceae; Gigartinales; Gigartinaceae
Product: WD40-repeat containing protein
Exons: 3
Coding region: 322-4359 (1345 amino acids)
Molecular function (GO): ADP binding; protein binding
Source: RefSeq, a predicted model, not a curated record
CAACAAUCCGCACAACCGCCGCCCUCUCCCUUGACGAAUGAAUGUAGGAAAUCGCUCCGAAAAUCACUGUCAAGCGGGCACAUGCCCUAAAAUUGCUGUAGCCCACUGAACGUACUGCACAUAUUCGCAACGCCAAGAGUGGAAGCAAACCUUCCCCGCCCCCUCUGCGAGAAGACCACGAACGACAAACAACGACGAACAACGACUAACAACAACAAGAGAGAAAGAGAUUCGGAGAGAGGGAGAUAUUGAGAAGAGCAAGCGCCGCUUUGCCACCGCCACCUACUCGAAUCCGAACAACACCCCAUAAUCCCAGACACCAUGGCUGAUCCAUGCAGUAUCUUGGGCCUCACCGGCCCGGCUGAGCAAGUCGUCCGCCUCAUCGCAAGUCUCAUCGCUCGACACCAAGCCUACAAGAAAAACAAGACGCUCUCUACCGAAAUGCUCACCGCGUACACCAACUUGCAGAGAGACAUCACGGAGCUUGAAAAGAUGCCGAUCCAUGGAACGUCGUCGCAGCACACGGGCUUGCUCCGACGUGAAAUCGCGGACAUCUCAAGCUUCAUAUUGAAGUCCCUCGCUGAGCUGCAGAAAGAGUCGAAAGACCCAAAAGCGAGACUCGGUGCGUUCGCCUCUGCAAUGGGAGAUAGAGAAGUCCUAGAGAAGCGAAAGCAAGAAGCGGACCGCCUUCACAAACGUAUUGUACAAGCAAGCACGGGCAUCGAUACUCGCACGGCCGUCGAGUCGAUCAGACGAGGCACGGGUAAUAUGUUCAGGGCGUCGAUAAGAGCCGAACAUAAUCCUGCGUCGAUAUGUGUGAAGCUUGAUUCUCGGGGGAGCGAUGGAUUACCAAACACGUGUGAGUCGCGUCUAAAAGCGGCUGUGCUACGGAGAGAUAGGAACAAGCAAGUGGGUGCGACAGCAGUGGGACAGGGCGGAGUCGGGAAGACAUGUGCUCUACGAGCGAUCGCGCACGACGUUGAGAUUAUGGCAGAGUUCUCGGGAGGAGUGUACUUCAUGUUGUUGGGGAAAGAUGGAAACGUGGGACGGCUGAUUGAAGAACUGUGUCUGAUUGUGGAAGCGUCCGGUGGGAACCAGACGGCUGUGGAAAUGCGAGAGCAGAGCGAGUUUGAAAGGGUGUUAGCGAAGGUACAAGCGUGGUUUUGUAGUCAUGUGUGCCUGUUCAUCAUUGAUGAUGUGUGGGUGGUGAAUGAUAUAGACGCGAAUAUCCUUCAAAAGUUGUCUGUUCUGGCUGAGACUGCGGGGGGCAGCGGGGGAAGGAGGAGCAGACUACUGUAUUCCACGAGGGAUAAGGAGCUGCGUCAGAUUGGGGAGCGGGUUGCUUUCGAGCCGAGGGAGAAGGUAGGGAAAGAAGCAGUCGAGAUGCUUGUGCACGCGAGUGAGGCAAAUGGAGAGGAAGUGGAUGAUGUGAGAUGCAAGGAAGCCGUGGGUGAAAUACUGAAAAUGUGUGGCGGAUUGCCGCUUGCGCUGAACGUGGCGGGAACGAGCGUGAGGUACGUGAGGGAAAGAUGGGAGGGAGAAGUAUCAGAAGCAUGGGGGGCGUACCUUUCGAAGAUGAAGAGUCGUAACACGAUUCGCGGGGAGAGUCCGAAGGACGGAUAUUCGUCGUUGGAUGGGACAUUGCAUACGUCUCUAGAUAUCCUGGAGGCCGAUGUGGGAAGGAGUGGGGAGACAGUUGGUGAAUUUUCGUUUCGAAAGAUGCACCGGAGUCUGUGCGUUAUGAAGAAGCAAGACCGAAUACCUUUGAGUUUGGUUGGAGAUUUGUGGGAGAUGGACGAGGAGCGGACGGAAAGGUGUGCAAAGGAGAUGGAAAGGGUUGGACUAGUAGAAGUGCAGUAUGAGAAGGAUUGUGGUGGGUUGCGGGUGCAUGAUCUGACGCACGAUUUCGCGGUGGAAGAAGCGAAGAAGAAUGAGGGUGUAGAAGAGUGGUAUAAGAAGAUGGCGGAUGUGUGCCGGGCAGGGGGAGGGUUGCUUGCGAUGAGUGAGGAUCGAGACGGAGAGGGCAAGAGCGCACGGGAGGAGUAUGUUUUCGAGAAUAUAUAUCGUGUUUUGAAGCAGGGUGGGUGUGUAGAGGAGCUGAAGAGGCUAUUUUUGAGUGCGCGAUGGGUGAAGACAGUGAUACGGAGAGGCGGGGUUUGGCAAUACGAGAAAGCUGUGAAGGGAUUGAGUAGAGACUUGAAGGGGAAAAGGGGAAGCGGGAAGGUGGGAAUGGGACGGGCAGAUGAGGAUGCAGUGGAUGGAAUGGUUUUGAUGAUGCGGGCGGCGCGACUGAGUGUACCGUUUUGUGGUGAAAACAGUGCCGGGAUUUACUUUCAACUAUAUGGGCGAGUGAAGCACAAGGCACGGGAUUCAAGUUGUGUGCGAAAAAUGCUGGAGGAAAUUGAGAGAUACGCACCACGGCCGUGGGUGCGGCCUGUGAGUGAGUGUGUAGCGCGAGCCGAUGGAAAGAUGGUGGAGCAGAUUGUUCUGCCAAAUUUCGGUUUUGAAAUUCAAGUGGGCAUGGAUUCCAGUGGUGAAGUGUAUGGAUGUCAGGUGGAGGGGGGAGGGGCAAAAGUAAUAGUUUUCACGCAAUCUGCUGAGAAGGAGACGAAGAUGGUUGAAUUGGAAGGCGAGUUCGAAACGGAGAGCCAGGGCCCAGGGGCCAAUGACCCAAGCAGUCAAUUAGAAGGCGAGUUCGAAACGGAGAGCCAGAGCCAGGGCCCAGGGGAUCUUGAAGCAAGCAGGCGCAAAAUGUGUCGGCGUUUGAGGGCAUAUUUUGGAAUGUGCUUUGGAAGUGUAACCUCCGAAGUGACUGGAGAAAACCCGAGCGUGUCAAGCGCCACCUGCGCAACUCUCUGUGAGAGGAAGGAGAAUGUUGUUGUGGGAUAUGAAGACGGGACGUUAAGGCUGUGGAGUACGUCGGAGAGGAAAGUAUUGAGAAUUUUCCGCGGUCACAAGUCGGGAGUGACUUGUGUUGCGAUGAGUGGGGACGGAAGACGGGUGGUAUCUGGAUCGGGGGACAAGAGCGUGCGGGUGUGGGACGUGGAGACGGGAGCACAAGUCGGGGAGGCGUUAGUUGGACACACGGAAUCAGUGUGUAGCGUUGCGAUGAGUGGGGACGGAAGACGUGUGGUAUCUGGAUCGCAUGACAUGAGCGUGCGGGUGUGGGACGUGGAGACGGGAGCACAAGUCGGGGAGGCGUUAGUUGGACACACGGGGUCGGUGUGUAGCCUUGCGAUGAGUGGGGACGGAAGACGUGUGGUAUCUGGAUCCCGGGACAAGAGCGUGCGGGUGUGGGACGUGAAGACGGGAGCACAAGUCGGGGAGGUGUUAGUUGGACACACGGAUUCGGUGUGUAGCGUUGCGAUGAGUGGGGACGGAAGACGCGUGGUAUCUGGAUCGCAUGACAUGAGCGUGCGGGUGUGGGACGUGGAGACGGGAGCUCAAGUCGGGGAGGCGUUAGUUGGACACACGGGGUCGGUGUGGAGCGUUGCGAUGAGUGGGGACGGAAGAUGUGUGGUAUCUGGAUCGCUUGACGGGAGCGUGCGGGUGUGGGACGUGGAGACGGGAGCACAAGUCGGGGAGGCGUUAGUUGGACACACGGGGUUGGUGUGUAGCGUUGCGAUGAGGGGGGACGGAAGACGUGUGGUAUCUGGAUCGUGGGACAAGAGCGUGCGGGUGUGGGACGUGGAGACGGGAGCACAAGUCGGGGAGGCGUUAGUUGGACACACGGGUCCGGUGCUUAGCGUUGCGAUGAGUGGCGACGGAAGACGUGUGGUAUCUGGAUCGCUUGACGGGAGCGUGCGGGUGUGGGACGUGGAGACGGGAGCACAAGUCGGGGAGGCGUUAGUUGGACACACGGAUUGGGUGGGUAGCGUUGCGAUGAGUGGGGACGGAAGACGUGUGGUAUCUGGAUCGGGGGACAAGAGCGUGCAGGUGUGGGACGUGGAGACGGGAGCACAAGUCGGGGAGGCGUUAGUUGGACACACGGGUCCGGUGCUUAGCGUUGCGAUGAGUGGGGACGGAAGACGUGUGGUAUCUGGAUCGAAUGACAAGAGCGUGCGGGUGUGGGACGUGGAGAGAGGGAUCACACUUCAUACCGGGAGGGAAGAGGAUUGGGAAGAAAUCACAGCUCGGUUCCUGAAGACGGCAGACUUGGGUACUGCUUCCCGCGCAGGACGAAGAUCACAAAUAUUUGCAAGGGAGGGAAGAAUUGUGCAAUUGCGAGAGGAUGGGUCUGAGGCCGUCUUGGCCCAGUUGGAGAGUCAUGUAGCAGGCUGGCAGAUAGACCACGAUCACGCGGUCGCAGUUGCAAGGGCGGCGGCCAAUGUGGUUGCUAUCAUGAAGCUAGUGGUGUAAGCUAGUGGUGUAAGUAAGUAUCGAAGUGCGAUGGCCGCUUGCCGCCCGUGACAGUCGUAGUGCGUUGAGGGUUUUUUGCUUUGUUUUUGAUUUGUGAAUGCGUGAGAAGCUCGCCUCACGGACGUUGCAAUCCAUUUAUGUG